UGAACAAUAAAUAAGAUAGCAGGACUGCGCGCUCUGGAAGCUUGCGUUCACGAUCACUUUUCUUUAUGCACGUACAUUUGUCCAUCAUUAGAACAAACUGAUUGAUGAGCCAAAAUGUGUGCAAAAAGUGUGAAAGAAGAGAACGAGGAGGAACUUUGGCAAACGCAAGAGAACGAGACGCAUCGCCAGCCGCUGCUCGCUGUUUUCAAGACGCCUCGAGUCGCGUUGCGCGGGGCAGUCUUGUUUCCUGCAGACGUCGGGAAACCAGAUGUUUAUCCUGAGCGGCGGAAGUGGAACUCCUGGGAGGAGCAGGACGAGACAGACCGCUCACACAUUAAAGAAGAAGAAGAGCAGGAGGAGGAGGCCCCUCCCAUUAAAGAGGAAGAGGAGGAGCACAGCAUCAGCCAGGAGGGAGACAAGAUUCAAGGAUUGGAGGAGGCCAACAUCAUCAAGUUGAUAUUGACCGGCGUCCAUGUGAAGACUGAAGAUGACGAUCAACACAGUGACGAAGACCACUGCGGAGAAUCAAAUGCCGGCAGCCCCGUCGGGCCACAAUCUGAUUCCGAAGCGUUAACGUCUGUCGCUGAUAAACCCUUUGCCUGCUCAUUUUGCGGUAAAGGCUUCUCUUUAAAAGGAAAUUUAAGAAGACACACAAGAAUACACACCGGGGAGAAACCCUUCGCCUGCUCAGUUUGCGAUAAAACCUUCACACGGAAGGGACACCUGGAAAAACACGUAAGGAUACACCCGACGGAAGAGUCUUCUGCUUUCUCGGUUUCUGGUAAAGCAAUCCCUCAGGAGGGAACGUUGGAAGCAGAAAAACAAACGCACGUUGCGGAGGAACCUUUUUCCUGCUCAGUUUGUGGCCAAACAUUCGCCAGAAAGACAAGCUUGUUACGACACGUACGAACGCACACUGGGGAGAGACCUUUUUCCUGCUUGCUAUGCGGUAAAAGUUUCACAAUGAAUUCGGAUUUAACGCGACACAGGAAAACGCACACCGGAGCCAAACCUUUUGCCUGUGCAGUUUGUGGUAAAAAGUACACUUGGAAUAAAGAUUUAAUCAGGCACUCAAGAUCGCAUACCGGGGAGAAACCUUUUGCUUGCGCGAAUUGCAAUAAAAGAUUCUCAAUGAAAAUAGAUUUGAUACAGCACACAAAAACACACACCGGGGAGAAACCGUUUGCCUGCUUAGUUUGCGGCAAAAGAUUCACCAUGAAGUCUGAUUUAAUGAGGCACAAAAGGACACACUCGAGAAAGAAACCUUUUACGGGUUCAGUCUGUAAUGUUAGUUCAGGAUCGGAGUUGAGCGCCAGGGUAAAGCAGCCUAAACUGGAUACUCCGCGCAUCAAAGACGAAGGGGACGAUAUCGCCAAUUUGCCGUCGACUUUUGUCCCAUCGAAGAGUGAAGAGAACAUCAGGGAGGAGCCUCCAGGCUGCAGCUCGAGCCAACAUAUGACAACAGAAGGCGAUCGAGACCACGGCGGAGGCUCAAAAUCACAAAGCCUUUUAGCUCCACUAUCAGACAGCGACGACAUAACAUCACACUCCUCCGACUUCAACGACGAUAAACACUCUAAAGGGGAUGCGACGCGUCCCACCAACAACAAACGCAGCAAAUGUUCCCAGUGUGACAAAACGUUCGUCAGCAAGUCAACACUGAAAAGACACAUGAGAUCCCACACUGGGGAGAAACCCUUUGCCUGUUCAUUUUGCGGCAAAAGGUUCACCGGGAAGACAAAUUUAAUCACGCACACAAGUAAACACACCGGGGAGAAACCCUUUGCCUGCUCGGUCUGCGGCGAAAGAUUCACUUACAAGGAACAGUUGGGAAGACACGCAAUAACGCACACCGGGGAGAAACAUUUCGCCUGCUCAGUUUGCGAUAAGAUAUUUACCUGGAAGGUCGAUUUUAAUAGGCACACGAGAACGCACAGCGGGGAGAGACCUUUCGCCUGCUCAGUUUGCGACAAAACGUUCAAUAGGAAGUCAAGUUUAAUAAGGCACACGAGAACGCACACCGGGGAGAGACCUUUUGCUUGCUCAGUUUGCGGACAGAGAUUCACUCAGAAGGCGCAUUUGAGGACACACGCAAGUACACACUCUGGUUCUCCCCGGCGUCACCUUUUGCCUACUCAGUGUGCAACCUGACUUAAAUUGAUCAUACAGGAUGGGUUCAACAGAUUCAUAAUUGAUGUGUGGCCAAAGAUUCUCUCGAGGCAUACUUAGGACAACACGCACAAGAAUACACAUGGGUGACACCCCGUGAAAUGUGUUCUGGUUUGAUAUGACCUCUAAAUAUUGUAAAUAUUAGAUUAUUUGUUGCAAGUGUUCAUUGUGUGAUAUGAAUAAAAUACUGUAAAACAGUAAUUUCACUUUUCUUGGAUUCAGAUUGUCCAGUUUAAGGCUCAAUAUGACAGUGUUGGUGUGUAAAGCCAACUAUUUACCUCCUAAAUUUGAGGCACACCCCAG
Syngnathoides biaculeatus (alligator pipefish) is the source of this 2472-nucleotide messenger RNA. Its product is annotated as zinc finger protein 271-like. Lineage: Eukaryota; Metazoa; Chordata; Actinopteri; Syngnathiformes; Syngnathidae. Gene Ontology annotation, molecular function: DNA-binding transcription factor activity, RNA polymerase II-specific; RNA polymerase II cis-regulatory region sequence-specific DNA binding. The transcript has 2 exons. Gene Ontology annotation, biological process: regulation of transcription by RNA polymerase II. The record is from RefSeq and is a predicted model, not a curated record. The coding region runs from base 115 to 2151 and encodes 678 amino acids.